Molecule: messenger RNA, 2303 nt
Organism: Sardina pilchardus (European sardine)
Lineage: Eukaryota; Metazoa; Chordata; Actinopteri; Clupeiformes; Clupeidae
Gene: ankrd33bb
Product: ankyrin repeat domain 33Bb
Exons: 4
Coding region: 12-1532 (506 amino acids)
Molecular function (GO): protein binding
Source: RefSeq, a predicted model, not a curated record
UUCAGGGUUAAAUGGUGCUGAUCACUGAGGAUGGUACCGGAGGAGACCCACCUGUUUUCAAAGUACAGCAAAAUGGAACUAUUGGGACUGGUAGCGGUGCGCUUCAGGAGAGGGACUCACCUUCUGAAACUGAUGAGACGGAGAACAGAGUGGAUGACGAUUUCAACGGUUUUAUCUACGAUGACGAUGAUGACGACGUGUACCAAGAAUUUGAGGAACUCGACCUUUCGGACUUGCAGGACAAUAGAAGCCUCGCGUCCGAUGAUUCCUUUUAUCCACGCGACGAUUCUCUAUUCGGAAGACCUCCCACCCCCGACAGUCCAGAACCACUGACAUUUUUCAGAGCAUGCAGCAACAACAACGCUAUCAUUGUGAAAAUAAUGAUACGACAAGGCGUAACCGAAGCAGAAGUUAAAGAAGUAGAUAAAAACAACAGAUCUGGACUGAUACUUGCUUGUUACAAUGGCUAUGUAGAUGUGGUCAUCGCCCUUGCCCAGUGUCCCUUCAUAGACGUCAACUGGCAGGACAAUGAAGGGAACACUGCCCUCAUCACAGCUGCACAGGCUGGCCACCAGAUGAUCUCUCAGUUCCUGCUCAACUACUUCCCAGGGCUGGACAUCGAGCGCAGGAACUGCCAUGGCUUCACUGCCCUGAUGAAGGCGGCCAUGCAGGGCAGGGCAGAGUGUGUGCGCGCCCUCAUGAUGUCAGGUGCCGACAUCGAGGCCCGGGACUUCGGCCGCAAGCUGACGUCGCGCGAGUGGGCGCUCUUCACGUGCCGCUACGAGACGGUGCGCACCAUGGAGCGGCUGAUGGCGCAGCCGUGCGCCGAGCAGUUCUGCGAGUCCUACCGGCUGGAGUGGCCGCAGCUGGAGGAGCUGGUGGUGCAGGCCCAGGAGCCGCGCUCCUGCUGGGAGCGUCUGAGCGACUGCGCGCGCUGCUGCACCUUCAACCGCAACAAGCGGGUGAACGCGGCGGACGACGGCGCGCUGGACUACAUGGUGCGCUUCACCACCGCGCUCAACGGGCCCGUCCUGGCCACGGGCUGCCACACCGUGUGCCCGCGCAGCCCGCCGUGCCUGGGCAAGCGCCGGCCGGCCGUGCAGGACAUCCUGCGGCAGCAGCGCGCCAACGAGCUGCGCAGCCUGGCGUCGGCGCCCGAGCGGCUGGCCACCUACAAGCGGCUGUUCCAGAACUCGCGCGUGCUGCUGGUGCCCAAGAAGAAGGAGCGGCGCGCCAGCCUGCAGCCGCAGAUGCUCCAGGACAUGGCGGUGGCGUCCCAGCUGGCCCUGCGCCGCACCAGCCUGCUGCCCCUGCACAUGCUGCGCCGCAGCAGCGUGCGCCCGGGCCUGGUGGUGCCCAAGGUGAUGCUGUGCAAGGCGCCGGCGCCCGCGCACCCGCCCGAGAAGAAGCCGCGGCGGCACCGCGACGACACCCAGCUGCAGAUCCCCAAGUGGAAGUACAAGGAGGUGAAGAGCGAGAAGAAGCGCGCCGACGACAACAAGCUCAGGUUCCCCUCCUCCCCCAGGAGAUGAAGCUUAUUGGAGCUGCGCCACGUUGGCUCGUCUCCGUCCCACUUUGACCUACAAAGCCUGUGACUUACAAACUACUAAGAAAUGGAAACGUAAUUACUUCACGUCAAUACUGUUGAAAAAAGACUUUAUUUUUGUGAUGUUUAGCCAUUAACGGCAUCAGCCAUUGCCACACUUAUCAAGAGUAAAGGGGCAUUCACACCAAGAACGAUAAUGAUAACGAGAACUAUAACCAUAUCGACAUAAUCGUCCACACUAACCAACGAUAGUCAACGAAGUCUCCUUUCCUUGUGUAAAUGAAUGUGAUGGCUAAAAUGUGAUGGAUUCUUAUUGUCUUUCAGCUUUUUGUUGUUCUCAAAAUAGCUCAGAAAGUGAUGCCCAACAACGAUAUCAUUCUUUGUGUCGUUAUCGUUAUAGUUUAUGUGAACGUUGUCAUUCUUAUCAACGAGAAUGAUAAUUUCUGAUAGUCAUAGUUAUUGUUCUUGGUGUGAACGGACCUUAAGAGAAAGACUAUGUAUUUAUUCAUUUACCAUGUUAUAAUAAUAAUAAUAAUUGUUGUUAUUAUUGCUGUUGUAUUAAUGCCUCUCAUUCCCCUAGUGAGGAAAUCAUACUUGAAAUUUGAUACAGAACACUUUUUUAUAACUGCAAUAAUUUGUUUGUAUUAACAUUUUGUUAUGAUUGGGGCGCUGAUGAGACAUCUGCCAGAGUCUCUCAGCACUAAUGACAGUAAGAGGGGGGUGAAGAUGUCCUCAAUAUCACAAUGCCAGUGUGUUA